UAUCAUUUUCAAACAUCUGGAAUAUUCUUGACAUUGUGAAAAAAUCUAUAAAUAAAUGUAGGUAAUGGAAUAUCCAAUCUAAAAAUAGGUAAUGCACAAACAUUUCAAAAAUUUCUCAAAAGCGUUACCGGCAUUAAAAACAGCAGACUUAGUAUUAAAGGAAACGAAUACGCUGGGCGAACAGUGGAUUUUCAUAUAAGUAAAUAUAUUAUUGAAAUGGCUAGGUCAACCUUUAAUAAACAACAAAGUAUUGGAAGUGAACAACGGCAACAAACUGUGGAAUUAAACUGUUUCGAAAGGUUAUUGUCCUUAUUCAACCUGCGAGACAAUAGAGGCGAGGACUCUGGGGAUUGGACAUACAUUGAAAGACCAACGAAUUUUUCUGUCAAGAGCAGGAAAGCGUCAGAUUUAAUUGUUCCGGAAGAAAGUGAAAUCCGGAUCUUUGUUGGAGGUCAGACAACAUUUUUCGGCAUCACACUGACAUCAUAUCCAUACCCUGAGAAUGAAUAUACUAUGAAAUGCCAGCAUAUACUCAAACCCGAUAAAGAUGACCCUAUUGCUGGAAAAAUGAAGAUAAGAGAUAACGAUGAGUUAAUAUCGUUGCACGGCAUUUUUCUUCCUUUCAAAACACACGACAAAGUGCUGGAUAUGUUCAAAGAAAUCAAAGUUGACGGAGAAACGUUGACAAAAAUGGUUGUGCGAAGAAAAACAAGGCUAAACAAACUGAAAUGGUACGAGCUUCUAACCAUUCUAGCCCCAGGUUCAAGAACAGCGGAAGUUGUUACAGUAUUAAAUCACGAAAAACACAAGCUGAGGAAAAAAGAUAUUAACAAUCUGAAGUCAGAAAGCGUCCAUUUUUACAAGGUUCCUGGUACUCAACGGUAUUUAAUGAUUGAUGACACAGGACUUGAUGCCAAACAUAUAUCUGAUGAUACCAGCGAUGAUGCAAAGUUGAUGAUAAAAACGAUGAAGAUGUGUGUAAAUAAUAAAAAAAGCCAAAUGCAUUUUUAUGCCAGCCUUAGAGACAAAGCUAGGUCAAGAUAUAUUUCAGUAGACGGAAAUGAUGGGCGCAUAUUCUUAGCAGAUGAACCCCAUUGGUUUGAACAUCGCUCUGAUGGCAACCGUACACAGUUUGUUGUUGAAGGCAUGAAUUUAAACCUGGCCUACGACCAUGCAAUAGAUGAUGUGGCAACGACACGGGCCGAGUUCAUGUUUGAAGAAUUUUCACAGUCGCAGCAAUUGGAGGAACAACUGGCUGUUUGACAUAUGGGGCGUGGCUGUAUGACAUAGGGGGGCGUGGCUGUAUGACAUUU
Messenger RNA from Ruditapes philippinarum (Manila clam), 1313 nucleotides. RefSeq lists its product as uncharacterized. The record is from RefSeq and is a predicted model, not a curated record. Lineage: Eukaryota; Metazoa; Mollusca; Bivalvia; Venerida; Veneridae. The transcript has 8 exons. Bases 217 to 1263 code for a protein of 348 amino acids. Gene Ontology annotation, molecular function: protein binding.